AUGCGGGCUGUUCGGCCGCAGGCCUAUCUCCAGAUGGCCGUGCGGUCCUACUCGGGCCUCGCGGUUGCGACCCUCAACCACUCAUAUAGAGUCGCCUGCAUGCAAUCCGCAACAACCAACUACACCCCAAAACGCCUCAUUUCCUCCACGCCCCAGCCCCAGAUCAAGGAGUACUUCCCACCGCCGCAGACCCCGGGCGUGAAGCUCGUGAAAACUGCAUGGACUCAUCCAGUGUACACGGAAUCCCAGAUGAAAAGUGUCAUGGUCGCUCACCGGGAAGCCACCAACUGGUCUGACUGGGUUGCGCUGGGGACCGUCCGCAUUUUUCGAUGGGGCAUGGACUUUGCAACCGGGUACAAGCAUCCCAAGCCGGGCGACGAGCCCGACAAGAAGUUCAAGAUGACGGAGAAGAAAUGGAUGGCCCGCUUUAUCUUUUUGGAGAGCGUGGCAGGGGUACCUGGCAUGGUCGGCGGGAUGCUCCGCCAUCUGCGCAGCCUUCGUCGGAUGAAGCGAGACAAUGGCUGGAUUGAAACCUUAUUGGAGGAAGCCUUCAACGAGCGCAUGCACCUCUUGACCUUCCUCAAAUUAGCCGAACCAGGGUGGUUCAUGCGCCUGAUGGUCUUAGGAGCACAAGGCGUCUUUUUCAACGGCUUCUUUUUGUCAUACCUAAUUUCGCCACGGAUCUGCCACCGAUUUGUGGGCUAUCUAGAGGAGGAAGCCGUCAUCACAUACACCCGCGCCAUCCAGGAAAUCGAAGAUGGCCAACUCCCAGCGUGGGAGGAGCUCAAGGCCCCCGAGAUUGCCGUACAGUACUGGCAGAUGCCAGAAGACCACCGCACAAUGCGGGACCUGCUGCUCUACAUCCGGGCGGACGAGGCCAAACACCGUGAGGUCAACCAUACCUUGUCCAAUCUGGACCAGGCCAUAGAUCCCAACCCCUACCAGACCCAAUACCAAGACCCGGCCCAGCACCAUCCAAGCAAGGGCAUUGAAAAUCUGAAGGGGACGGGCUGGGAAAGAAAAGACAUUUUUUAA
This is a messenger RNA of Penicillium macrosclerotiorum, 1035 nucleotides long. Its product is annotated as alternative oxidase. Gene Ontology annotation, cellular component: mitochondrion. The transcript is spliced from 3 exons. The record is from RefSeq and is a predicted model, not a curated record. Gene Ontology annotation, molecular function: alternative oxidase activity. Bases 1 to 1035 code for a protein of 344 amino acids. NCBI's taxonomy places the organism in Eukaryota, Fungi, Ascomycota, Eurotiomycetes, Eurotiales, Aspergillaceae. Gene Ontology annotation, biological process: alternative respiration.